Messenger RNA from Paramacrobiotus metropolitanus, 1066 nucleotides. RefSeq lists its product as uncharacterized. The transcript is spliced from 8 exons. Bases 170 to 838 code for a protein of 222 amino acids. Lineage: Eukaryota; Metazoa; Tardigrada; Eutardigrada; Parachela; Macrobiotidae. The record is from RefSeq and is a predicted model, not a curated record.
CUGGUAUUUUGCCGUGCCCGAUUGUUGGCGCAAUACUGUAUAUCAGGAGUUUUCUCGUUCGCUCCACCAGUUGGCAUUUCACAGGAUACCGGUCCACGGUUUGGACUAAUUCGCACACAAUCAUUGUUGCUACUGUCCGCUUUUUCAACAAGCACAGUUUCUUUUCAGAAUGCAGUGUUUCGGUGCACUUUCGCUGUUUUUAGUGUUAUCUGUUGGAUAUCACUCUGUACAUGCUGCCGGAAUUCUGGAUUCGAUCAAAAAUGUAUUCGGCAUUUCAUCGAACAAAGAGCAAAUUGUAGUGCCUUCUGGCGGCGAACGACUACCAAACUAUUACAGGAUCGAAGCUUUAGUGGUGCGACUAGAAAAUCAAGCGGGCAUUAAGAGCAAUGGAGGGUCGUGUGACACCUUUGGGAAAUGUGAUCCGAUUGUUUACGCUUACAUCGAUACGGAUAAACCGACAAAUACUUUCCCUGGAUCACUGGACGUCAAGGCAAUUCCCAAAAUUUUCGAAACAACAAACAACAAUAGCCCCGAUAUUAACUACAAACUGACCAAAGAUAUCUGCAACAAAGAUCCUAAUACUCAGAAAGCUAUGCUACGGGUUCAUGUUACGGACCAUAACACCAUCCUGAGCAACAGCCUAAUUAGUGAUUUUGAUUGUCCGCUUGGAGGAACUUUAGCAAAUGAAGAGAGGUCUGCUACGUGGCAAGACGCGAUUUGCACAGGAAAAUACCAGGAAAAAAAGAUUAGGCUCUCCGCACGAGUAAAAAUGUAUCGCGUGCCCCAGAAUGACUGCACAAAUGCCCGACCACAAGGAGAACCGGCAAAAAAGAGCUAAUUAUUUGUUUAGAGAAAGCAUCAUCGUGAUCGGGCUUAUAAGGUUUUUAAUAAAUUAUUGACAGGCAAUUUUUAAAAAAGCGGCGCUUUUUUGUCUUAGAGGUGAAACGCUCUGGAGUAUUAAGAUUGCAUUGCUAAUAUAACUUGUGACUGCACGCUAGCUUGUGGGUGAUUUCAGACAAGAAUUCUGCUAUCAGUGAUUAAAGUCAUACCGUACAUAGACGAACAA